Phascolarctos cinereus (koala) is the source of this 5313-nucleotide messenger RNA. RefSeq names its product stereocilin (gene STRC). Gene Ontology annotation, cellular component: cell surface; kinocilium; stereocilium tip. Lineage: Eukaryota; Metazoa; Chordata; Mammalia; Diprotodontia; Phascolarctidae. Gene Ontology annotation, biological process: cell-matrix adhesion. The record is from RefSeq and is a predicted model, not a curated record.
AUGGCUCUGAGCCUCUGGCCCUUGCUGUUCCUGAUGUUGCUGCGGCUCCUUCACCAUGCAGUGACCCCAGCCGCUGUGGAGUCCCAGGACCCAGACCCUGUAAUUUCUCUCCUGGGGUCAUUUUUAGGAGCUCUGGAUAUGGUCCCACCAAGCUUCUUCAGUCGUUCACGGUUCUCUGCCUUCCUAGACAAUGUUUCUUCUACUCUGGAAGGCUUAGAGUCUAGAGAUGUGGGGGGAGAGGAACCCCCAACUCUAAGACCCCCUGCACUACGGCUUCAUGAUUUCCUGGUGACCUUGAGGGGCAGCCGGGACUGGGAACCCCUGAUCAAGCUACUGGGGGACACCCUCGCACUGCUGGGACAUGAGCAGACACCUCGGGAUUUUCUGGGUCACCAGGCAGGCACCCUAAGUGGGCUGGCAGAGGUGCUACUGAAUGUCAUGCUUCCUGAGGAGUCCACAGUGCCUCCCCGGCCCCCCUGUACUCGGGAUGGACCCCCUGACUGUGAUCUGGCCGCUGAUUGGCUACCUUCACUUCUCCUGUUGCUGGAGGGCACUCGUUGGCAGGCAUUGUUGCAGAUGAUUCCUGUGGCUGACACCAACUUCACAGACCCUGGCUGGGGAGAGACACCAGCCCGCCUUUUGCAGGGCCUCCUGGGCCUGAUACCACCACCUGAGGAGCCAGGUGCUGAAGGACCCCUUUGGAUGGGCCUACUUCGUACAGUGGGGGUUCCCCUCUAUGCUGCCUUCCAGGGAGGACUGUUGCGUGUCACUCACUCCCUAAAGGAUGAGGUUUUUGCCAUGCUGGGGCAACCAGAACUUGAUGCCAGUGGGCAGUGUAUGGGGGGUAACUUGAGACAGCUACUCCUCUGGGGUGUACUACAUAAUGUAUCCUGGGAUGCCCAGGCAUUGGGAUUCCUAUCUGGGAUGCCACCUCCACCCCCUGCCCUCCUGCACUGCUUGAGCACUGGGGUACCACUGCCCCGGGCCUCCCAGAAUUCAGCCCGAAGCAACUCUCGAGAACCUCGAGCCCUCUCUAUGGAUACAAUCUGCUACAACGAAUCAGACACUGACUUACCCUUCAGCAUCUCCAAUUUCUCCAUCCACCUGUACUGUCAACAUGCCAAACCCUCCACUCCCCGCCCACCUUCCAGCAUGGCUGUGACCUGUGAGACAGCUGCGUGGUAUGUGACCUCUCUAGAGGUGAGCGCCCAGUUUUGGUUGCAGGCAUGCCAUGAUCAGUACCCGGAACAGUUCCUGGAGGUCAUCUGCAGUAAUUUCUCCCUGAUGUCACUACCCAGACCCAACAGAGGCCUGGUGAGGCGGCUCUGUGCCAGCCUCCUCCCCCCACCCACCAGUUGCCCAGAAGGCCUGCCUCCCAUUCCCCUCACCCCAGAGCUCUUCUGGGGUUGUUUCCUGGAGAAUCAGACGCUGUGGGUGGAACGAAUGUGUGUGGAAGAGGGCCUAGAGGCAGUGCCCCCACAGAACCAGGCCUGGGUGCAUCAUGUGUGCCAGGGUCCGACCCCUGAUGCUGGUGCCUUCCCACCCUGUCAUGUUGGGCCCUGUGGGGAGCGUUGCCCAAAUGGGGGCAGUUUCCUGGAGAUGGUGUGUGUCAAUGAUACUCUUUAUGACUCCCUCGUACCCUUCUGGCCCUGGCUGGAGGGACAGUGUAGAAUUAGCCGCGGGGGUAAUGAUACCUGCUUCCUGGAGGGACUGCUUGGUCCUCUGCUGCCCCCGUUGCCUCCUCUGGGGCCCUCUCCCCUCUGCCUAGCUCCAGGUCCCUUCCUCCUUGGCAUGCUGUCCCAGCUGCCCCGAUGUCAGGCUGCAGUGCCUGCCCUCUCCUAUCCUACCCGCCUACACUAUUUUCUUCGCCUCCUGGCAUUCCUCUUGGGCCCAGGGGCUGGGGGUAUAGAGGCCCAAAGGCUGCUGGGCCAGGCUCUGCUACUCUCCAGUCUUCCUGACAACUGCUCCUUCUGGGACUCCUUCAACCCUUGGGGCCGGAGUAGCAUGCUACGGUCAGUGGGUGAAUAUCUGAAGCAGGAGCAGAGGUUGACCCCACCUGGUCCUGGCCCCCCUGAUGGCCCCAUCCAGGAUCUUGGCAAGAGGAAGCUACUGGCUUGCUACAGUCCUUUACUAUGGGAAUUGCUUCAGAGGGAGAAGAAUGCUUGGGUCCUACAGAUCCUUGUUCAGGAGUACCUGCGCAUGCCCCCAGAGAAUCUCCAGCAACUGGUAUUAUCAGCAGAGAGUGAGGCAGCUCAGGGUUUCUUGGCACUCAUCCAUCACUCAUGGGCCCAGUUAAAGGUGCCCCCAUCAGAGGAGCGAGCCCUUGGCCGACUGACUGCUCUCUUGCUCCAGCGAUUCCCUCGACUCACACCUCAGCUCUUUAUUGAUCUGUCACCACUCAUCCCUUUCCUGGCCGUAAAUGAUCUGCUUCGCUUCCCACCUUCCUUGUUGGCCAAUGACAGCGUGCUGGCCACCAUCCGUGAUCGUAGUCCAGCCAUGAGACCUGAGCAAAAGGAAGCCCUGGCCCAGCUGCUGCUGGCACCUGAGCUGUUUGGGGAAGUGCCUGCCUGGUCUCAGGAGCUGCUGUGGGCUGCGUUACCCUUGCUGCCCCACCUCCCUUUGGAGCACUUCCUGCAACUUAGUCCCCACCAGAUCCAGGCUCUGGAGGACAGCUGGCCAGCAGCAGGGCUGGGACCAGGACAGGCCCGGCAUGUACUACGUAGUUUAGUGAACCAGAGUGUCCCAGAUGGUGAAGAACAGGUUCGAAGGUUAGGGUCCCUUGCCUGCUUCCUAAGUACUGAGGAACUUCACAGUCUUGUGCCCUUGAGUGACCCCACGGGGUCAGUAGAGCGAGGACUGCUUGAAUGUGUAGCCAAUGGAACCCUCAGCCCUGAAGGACGGGUGGCACACGAGUUGCUACGGGUGCUUCGUUCAACUCGGGGGGCAGAGUUGAGUCCCCAGGAGCUGCAGGCCUGGGGCCCUCUCUUCUCUCAGCUUGGACUCAACUUCCUGGAGGAGCUCUCAGACCCCCAACUCAGAACCAUUCUCCCUGCCUUGCAAAGAACCGACCUCACACUUGGCCAGGCUACCCUGAUGCUUGAACGCCUCCUCCCACAAGAAGAUCUGUCAGUGGAAGAGCUCUGUGCUCUUCAUCCUCUGCUGCCAGGCCUUAGCCCACAGUCCCUCAGAGUCAUCCCCACAGAGGUUCUGGCUGCAGCCUGUCCCUGCUUGUCACCCACGCUGUCUAGGCUUUCAUCAGCUCAGAAAGCAGCAUUGUUGCAGGCUUUUCGGGUGAAAGAUGGAGUUCAAAGCACGGGACCAAUUGGUGCAGAUCCAACUGUGUGCCCUGCUGACCAGCCAGGCUCUCUUAUCUGGCCAGCGUGUUUACUUCCCUUGCUGCCCCUAAAGCUACUACAAUUGGACACCCCAGUUCUUCUGGCCAAUCUGAGUCCCUAUCGUGAGCUGCCCUGGUCUGAACAGCAGGCCCAGUUUCUCUGGAAGAAGAUGUCAAUGACCACUAACCUGACCCUAAGAAACUUGCAAUCUUUGGGCACCCUGGCAGGAGGCAUGACUUGUGAGUGGCUGCAACAGUUCAGCUGGAGGACAGAUUUCCUCAAAGUGGUGGUCUUGGUCUAUCAGCUUCCCGGAGGGGUUCGAGGGAGCCUGAGGGCCUGUAUUUGGGAGGAACUCCAGAGGAGAAUGGGAAUGUCUGAGCUGGAGCUAGGAGGCCUGGGAUCAGACCUGAAUGGUCUGCAGCAGGAGCUACUCUUCCAAUUACCAGUCCAGCUGAUUGACAGGCUGUCCAAUGAUUCCAUUCUCUUGAUACUGGAGCUAGUACGGGGUGACCCUGAGCAAUUCCUGGCGCUGCCCCCGCUCCGACGAGAAGCCCUGGCAGAGAGGGCACUACGCAGCCUGGCUCCACAGGACACUCCACUCUCAGGGGAAGUGCUGGAGGCUUUGGGUCCUCUGGUUGGAUCCCUGGGGACAGAGAGCGUGGGCCGAAUCCUUCCACAGACUCUGCUGGCCCACCUCAAUCGGCUGCAGAACUUCUGCCUGGGAGAACCAUUUGCCACAGAGUUGGGAUGCUUGCUGUUGCGUGAGUCUGCAUUUGGGCGGCCAGAACUCUGGAGCCGAGAUGAAGUGGAGCAGGCUGGACGCCUAGUGUUGACUUUAUCCUCUCAGGCCAUUCUCCUACUGCCCAGGGAGGCCUUGGGGCCUGAGACCCUAGAGAGACUUCUAGAGAGGCAGCAGAGCUGGGAGCAGAGCAGGACAGGCCAACUGUGUGGGGUUCCAGAGCUGGGCCUCAGAAAAGCAGCACUAGUGACUGGGGUUGUCCAGGCAGAAGCUGAAGAUGAACCAGAUCCUGUGCCCACCUGCGCAGAUGUUCGGGGGACAUUCCCAGCAGCUUGGUCAGCAACACAGAUUGCAGAAAUGGGGCUCCCUGACUUCGAAGACUGCCUGGGAUUAUUUGCAAAAGACCAUGGUCUUGGGCCUGAGGAAUUACGAGCAGCGAUGGGCAAGGCGAAAGAGAUGUGGGGUCCCCCUCAAGGAUUUCAUCCAGAGCAGAUCCUCCAGCUGGGUCAGCUGUUAAUAGGGCUAGGAGAGCGUGAGCUCCAGGAAGUGAUUCUGAUUGACUGGGCAGUGCUGGGAGCCUUGGGACAGUUGGAAGGCUGGAGCAAAAAUCAGCUCCAAGCCAUUGUCUCCACCUUCUUACGUCAGAGUGGCCGACAUGUGAGAAACCUGGAUUUUAUUCACCUAACUGCCCUUGGCCAUGCAAUCUGUGGUCUUCGGCCAGAUGAGAUACAGCAUAUCAACAGUCGGGAGUUCAGCAAGGCCGUUCUCUUUCUGGGCUCCCUGCCCCUCCAGUGCUCUGAGGAACAGCUAGAGGCCCUGGCUCACCUGCUUGUGUUGCCUGGAGGCUUUGGGCUAGUCAGUAAUUGGGGGCCUGAGAUCUUUACUGAAGUUGGCUCAGUUGCAGCUGGGCUCCCAGACCUGGCACUCUCAGCGCUGCUUCGAGGACAGAUCAGGGGCCUCACGCCACUAGCCAUUGCUGUCAUGCCAGCACCCAAGUUUGCUGUGGUAUUCAGCCCUGUCCAGCUUUCUGGCUUCACCAGUGCUCAGGCUCUGGCUAUCACACCUGAGCAAAUGGCCUUCCUGAGCCCUGAGCAGCGUCAAGCAGUCAUUUGGGCUCAGUAUGAGGGAAAGGAGAACCUAGAACAGUUGGGGCGUAACACAGCUUGGGGCCUCCAGGAACAGACAGUUUCUUUCUGGACCCCAGCACUGAUUAUCUUCCUACUUGGCUGCUUACCUUGA